AUGACCCUUAAGCCCGAACAGCUCCCAGCUACGAUUAGAGGGAUGCUUAUUCGUGAUAUUCAAAUGACUGUGUCGAUUCAAGGGCUGCUUCAAAGCACGAUCCAGUGCCAUCCAGAAAGUCUGCAGCUUGCUAUCAGCAGCAUGUGGCCUGAUACCGCAGAUCGCCCAAGGACGUAUCGUCCUUGGCGGUACAUCUCGAAAUCUGAUAUGUGGAUGGUCUCGACCGCUACUGCAUCGGAUCUUUCUAGACCACAGCUAGUCCACUAUCAUAUAUUAGAGGGACAUCUCCUUGUAGACCGCAAACCCGUCGGCAAAUUACCGGCUGAGAUACGAAAUGCGGAUAGUGUCCAAGAAUUAUUUGGGCCGCAGCAUCUGCUCGUCUUUCCGUCCGCCUUGAAAGAUAUGACAUAUGUGCUAUCGACGUUGAGGAGUGGACAUCAGAUCCACUUCGGCCUCUAUGAAGACCAGGUUGCGACUCGGGCCCGCGUCCGCGGCACCGUCCUUCAAUUUGUGGAGGCUGAUUUGCCGACUCCGCUCCUCGGCGAAUAUUUCCACUGGCUAGACUUGGGAUCGGGUGAGCUAGAAUUUAGAAGACGGGCCCAGUUGUGGUGGUAUAAACGCCCAGGAAAUUGGAUGCUGCACGUGGGUGCACGUCAGGCGUCCCGCCGACAAACCCUCCUGGUCGACCCCCACAGCAACGUAUUCCAUCGAAUUGCCGGGAUUUUCGAGCAUUUUGAGUCCGCAGAUAGGCUAGUUGUUUUCCAGCCAGCCAAAAGAAACCUUAGCGUGGAGUUGAAGCGAAUGGACUUGGACCUUACCGUUAAUGGGAAGGGCAUUUUCCUGUGUAGACAGCUGCGCUCGGAGAUAGUUCCAAGCCAGGAUGCUGGAACAUGGUAUGGCUUGCAAAGUAAGAUCGUUCUUCGCGACAAUGAGAAUCAUCUACGCCGAAGUAUUAUCGUGCCAAUUGGGUCUAUACAGUACCGUCGCCACGAUGUUCACGUCCUCAUUAGGGUGGUCAAUGACGGUUGA
Aspergillus tanneri is the source of this 1029-nucleotide messenger RNA. RefSeq lists its product as uncharacterized. NCBI's taxonomy places the organism in Eukaryota, Fungi, Ascomycota, Eurotiomycetes, Eurotiales, Aspergillaceae. The record is from RefSeq and is a predicted model, not a curated record. The coding region runs from base 1 to 1029 and encodes 342 amino acids. The transcript has 2 exons.